AUGAGCAUUCAACCAAGCCAAAACGUUACGCUGGAAGACAAAGUGCAUGAGCGUGUGGUGCAACACGUUCAUCUUCCAAAGCGAAUUUCUCAAAUUCGGUUCAGUGUUUUUACUCCGGAAGAUAUUAGAAGAAUGUCUACAAUACAAGUUUUUAACCAUUAUUAUUAUACACCAGAUAGACGAGGCUUUCCUCAUGGUCCUCUUGAUCCGAGAUUGGGUACCGGAACGAAGAAAGAUAUCUGUGAGACGUGUGGCUUGGGAGUAGCAGAUUGUAUCGGGCACUAUGGAUAUGUAAAACUAGAAUUACCAGUGUUCCAUAUAGGCUUCAUUUCUAAUGUUGUAGAGAUUUUACAAAGAAUUUGCAAAGACUGCUCACGUGUUUUAUUGACAGAUUCAGAAAUUCAAACUUUCAGAAACAAAUUUAAGAAACCAAAUCUAGAUAACCAACAGAAAAAAGCAAUUUACAAAAAAGUGGGAGAAUUAUGUAAAAAGUGCUCUACGUGCCCUCAUUGUGGUGCAUUGAAUGGAAAGGUAACAAAAUUGAACGCAAUCAAAAUUGUUCACGAAAAGUAUAAAGUACCUUCCACUAGAAAAGGAAAAGAAGAAGUGGAUCAACAAGCUAGAGAAUUUCAUUCAGAGUUUGAACGAGCCACUCAAUUAAAUCCAGAAAUUUCAACUUAUAUAGGUGAGGCUCAAGAUGACAUCAACCCCAUAAGAUGUCUUAAAUUAUUCAAAAACAUUCCAGAUACAGAUGUUGAGGCUUUUAACAUGAAUCCCCGAGUUGUGAGACCAGAAAAUUUUAUACUCACUCAUAUUUUAGUCCCACCACUUGUUAUUAGACCCUCUGUAAACACUGAUGGCGGUACAAACGAAGAUGAUCUCACUGUUCAAAUGAAAAAGAUUAUUGAAACAAACAUAAUUCUAAGAGAAAGCAUCGAAAAGGGUCAUUUUGUCGAAAACUUUAUGGAAAAGUGGGACGCACUACAAUUAGAGACUGCCCUCUACAUUAAUAGCGAUACGAGAAACAUUCCUUCUUACGUGACAAAGAAAAAGAUUGGCAAAACUCUAUGCCAAAGAUUGAAGGGCAAACAUGGUAGAUUUAGAGGCAACCUGAGUGGUAAGAGAGCAAAUUUUACGGGACGUACAGUCAUUUCUCCAGAUCCAAACUUGGAAAUUAAUCAAGUUGCAAUUCCAGAGCUGGUUGCUAAAGUUUUGACGUAUCCUGAGGUGGUCAAUAGAAAUAAUAAGAAAUUACUUCAGUCAUUAAUUUUGAACGGACCUGAAGUUCACCCAGGAGCCAACUUUGUGGUUAAAAGUGAUGGAGUAAGAAAGAAUUUGAGUUUUGUAAAGGACAAAAUGGAUAUUGCAAAGAACUUGAAAUUUGGUGACAUUGUUGAACGCCACGUCAUGAACGGAGAUUAUGCCUUAUUUAACAGACAGCCCUCGCUGCACAGACUCAGUAUUAUGUGUCACCGUGUUAAGGUAUUGCCUUACAGAACUUUCAGAUUCAACGUUUGUGAUUGUGCACCAUAUAAUGCAGAUUUCGACGGAGAUGAAAUGAACGUACACAUUCCUCAAACCGAAGAAGCAAAAGCUGAAGCAGGAAUGCUUAUGGACAUUCUAAAAAAUCUCAUCACACCUAAGAACGGAGAUCCAGUUAUUUCUUGCAACCAGGACUUUUUAACAGCUGCUUGGAAAAUGACCAGAAAGAAUACUUUCUUUGAUCGUGCAGAAUUUUGCAUGUUGUGUUCCUAUAUGGGCAUUGAAGAUAAGAAGAUUGACUUGCCUCCACCUACCAUUUUGAAACCUAUUGAACUAUGGACUGGAAAACAACUAUUUUCCUUAUUGAUCAAACCUAACAAUAACACAAAAGUGUUUGUAAACUUCGAAACCAAGGCCAAAAACUAUUGGAAAGAUGAAACCAUGUGCCCAAAUGAUGGUUACGUAUGCUUUAGAAACAGUUACUUGAUUUGUGGAAAUUUGGAUAAGAAGAUUUUGGGAGAUGGCAGCAAGAGUUCGCUAUUCUAUGUAUUGAUCAGAACAGUAGGUCCUGCAUAUGCUGCUGCGUGUAUGGCAAGAGUGGCUCGAGUAGCUUCCAGAUGGUUAAUGAAUCAUGGUUUUUCUAUUGGUAUUGAUGACGUCAUGCCUUCACCAUCUCUAACAGAAAAGAAAAAGAUGAUUUUAUCGGAGGGUUAUAAGGUGUGUGAUCAGUACAUUAAACUUUUCAAAGAUGGUAAACUGGAACCUCAACCUGGUUGCAACAUGGAACAAACUCUUGAAGCGAAACUCAAUAAGGAAUUAUCAGAAAUUAGAGGUAGAGCAGGUAGUAUGUGUGUGGAUGAAUUGCACUGGUCGAAUGCUCCUCUUACAAUGUCAGUGUGUGGUUCUAAGGGUUCUGUGAUCAAUAUUUCACAAAUGAUUGCUUGUGUUGGGCAACAAACGGUUGGUGGUACUCGUAUUGCUAAUGGUUUCAUGAAUAGAACGUUACCUCAUUUUCCAAUGUUUGCAAGAGAUGCAGCAGCAAAAGGUUUUGUUUCUAACAGCUUCUUUACUGGUCUGACUCCAACAGAAUUUUUCUUCCACACUAUGGGAGGCAGAGAAGGAAUUGUCGAUACAGCUGUUAAAACUGCAGAAACUGGUUAUAUGCAAAGAAGAUUAAUGAAAGCUCUUGAAGAUUUAUUUGUUGCCUAUGAUGGAUCGGUGAGAUCUGCAGACAAUUCAAUCAUUCAAUUCAAGUAUGGUGAUGAUGGAAUGGAUCCUCAUCGAAUGGAAAGCGAAGAGAGUGGAAGACCUCUCAAUUUCUCGUUUAUCAUGAUGCACGAAAAGAAUACCAAUUUACCAACAAAGAAUGAAAGAGCUCUCACUCCAAUCGAAAUUACAGAAAAAGUUGAACAAUAUCUCCAAGAACCUUCUUCACGCACACUAUUUUCAGACAAGUUUAUGGAUGAACUGAGAACCUUCAUGAACAAUUACACCAGUAAGCUUGAAAAUAUGCUAAAAGGAGUAGAAUCAGCUCGAUCCAAGAGAACAUCUGAAUUUGAAAAAGAUGCAUGGGAUGUAGUUGUACAUUAUAUUGAGAAAAUUACUGAAAGACAAUUACUUGCAUUCUUACAUUCUUGCAGACGUAAAUAUGAAAAAGCAUGUGUAGAUCCUGGAGAACCAGUGGGAGGUAUUGCUGGUCAAUCCAUUGGUGAGCCAACCACUCAAAUGACUUUGAAAACUUUCCACUUUGCUGGUGUUGCCAGUAUGAACGUUACGUUGGGUGUUCCUCGUAUUAAGGAAAUUAUUGAUGCUACUAAGAACAUUAGUACUCCAAUCAUUACAGCAUAUUUAGACACUCCAGCAACAGCUUCAAAGAAACAAAAGGAAAUUUCUGCACGUAUGGUCAAGGGAAGAAUCGAAAAAACAACAUUGGGUCAAGUUGUUAAUCACAUUCGAGAAGUUUACAAUUUAGGAAUUUGCUACAUUGAAAUUGAACUAGAUAUGAAGCAAAUUUCUGCUCUUCAACUUGAUAUCACUCCAGAAACAGUUAGACAUAGUAUUUUGCAUUCUCCUCUUAUGAAAUUUGAAAAGUCAAAAGAUAAGUCAAAAGACAGCAAAACUAAAUUAUCUGAUGAUCCUAAUUUAGUUAGAAUUCAAAACGGUAAUAUCAGAGUAUAUCCUCCAUCUGUAGAUAGAGACAGCAUGUAUUUCAAUAUUCAAAGAUUGAAGAGAUAUUUACCUGAAGUAAUUGUUGCAGGUAUUCCAACAACUAAUAGAGCUGUCAUUAACGAAGAAAAGGGAAAUAUUUAUCUUUUAGUUGAAGGAAUGGACUUACUUGCAGUCAUGGGAGUUCCAGGUGUGCAUGCCAAAACGACCAAGACCAACAACAUUAUUGAAAUCUCAACAACCCUAGGCAUUGAAUCUGCUCGACAAGUCAUUAUGGAUGAAAUCAAAUACACCACAGGUAGUUACGGUAUGAAUAUUGACACGAGACAUAUCAAAUUAUUGGCUGACAUUAUGACAUUUAAAGGAGAUAUUUUCGGUAUUCAAAGACAUGGUAUCAUUAAGAUCAGAGACAGUGUGUUAAAGAUGGCAUCUUUCGAACAAACAACAGACCAUCUCUUUGAAGCUGCAUCACAUACCAGAGUUGAUGAUGUCAAUGGUGUCAGUGAAUGUAUUAUCAUGGGCGUUCCAAUUCCUAUCGGUACUGGUUUGUUCAAGCUGUUGCAAGAUGCUCAUGUAGAAAAGAAGAGAACACUUCCAAUUAACAGAAAACGACCAAUUUUCUCUACAAAAUCACUCCUCAAAUAA
Molecule: messenger RNA, 4293 nt
Organism: Naegleria lovaniensis
Lineage: Eukaryota; Heterolobosea; Eutetramitea; Acrasida; Naegleriidae
Exons: 1
Coding region: 1-4293 (1430 amino acids)
Biological process (GO): DNA-templated transcription
Molecular function (GO): DNA-directed RNA polymerase activity; DNA binding
Source: RefSeq, a predicted model, not a curated record